AGCCGUGACGGCGGCGUUUUUACGCGCGGAUGGAAAAGGGAAGAGGGAAGGACAGAUGUCCGUCUGUUGCGAUGAAAACAAAGUGGCAUCUCUUUAUUUUGUGGAGCGUUUCAUCACUUAGCCUUCUAAGCUCUGCAGUGGACACGUAUGAAUCUCUCUUUACGAGAAGGAAAGGGGGUUUCACACUAGGAGCUCCAAGAACCAAACCAAUCAAACUGCCAGUAGCGAAAGGCAGAAAAUCCAGCCGGUGGCUACCUGCCAGCACGCCUCCAGCGCCUCAACGCGGUUACCCAAGGUCCUAUUCCACUUCAGCACCUGUGAUACUUGGACCCAUGCGUCCAGGGAAGCCUGAGGCAAAGAUCCAGUCAGACUUUGCUUAUCUCCCAGACGUCUCGGUAACCUGUUCCUCAUCUGACUUUGUCCUGAGGGUCAAACCAGCUUUUUACGGUCUUGGCGCAGACGCAGAGGAACUGGUAUUAGGCAGCAGCUGUAAAAGCAACGGAUUUCUCAGGCCAUACGGUGACCUGCUCUUCACGUAUCCCCUGACAGCGUGUGAUGGAGUGCGUGAGAUGCCCCACGGUUAUCUGGUCUAUAAAUACGUGCUCUAUUAUGAGCCAUCGUCAAAACGAUUCCCAAGCAGAGCGCACCGGAUGGCUGUAGAUAUCGAAUGCCGUUACCCAAGGGACCAUCAUGUACACCAGCUGGCUGUCCAACCAACAUGGGAAACUGUAGUUUUCCGUAAAAGGCUGAAAAGCCGUCACAAGGACUACCAGAUCACAUUGAUGGAUGAUUCAUGGAGCAGACCUGUCAGCUCCCAUGUCUACCAGCUUGGGCAAAAGGUUAAUAUCCAGGUUUCUGCCCCUCUCCUCCCUGCUGGAGGAAAACUCUACAUCAGUAGCUGCUAUGCAACCCCAUCUAGUGGCUCUAAAUCAUCCUUGAAAUACACCAUCAUAGACAACUUUGGUUGUAUGCUGGACAGCAAGCGAGACCUGAAGGCCUCUCAGUUCGUUUCACGGACAGAUAAGACCCUGAGGCUUUCCUUACGGGCCUUCCAGUUUACUGCUGACCCAAACACUGAGGUCCGUAUUCACUGCAGGUUAGUUGUGACAUCAGAGGAUGCAAGUCCUGUGCACAAAUCCUGCACCUACAGAGGCAACAGGUGGAAGGCCCUUACUGGUGAUGACUCCAUAUGUGAAUGCUGCGAGUCCCAGUGUGUGACACCUAAGCCCCGGAGGGCCAUGAUGGAAGGUUCCGUCAGCAGUGCAUCAUUAUUGGUCUCCGAUCAGCCGUACACAGUAGAGGACCCGUUUCUACCAGUCAGCCUCCCUGUGGUCAGCAUAAGAAAAGAACAGAAGACUGUAAAUCAUUACGCUGAUGAGAGUCACAACAUGUUCUGGGGAAAUGUAGAUACAGUAAAGUAUGAUGAUGCUGAAGAAGAAAGUGGAGUUGCACUUGGAGUGAUGCCAAAACUUAAUUUAGAUGAGUUUGGCUUUAGGGAGAGGGUGUUAACCAGCAAGUGGAAUGAUUCUGAGGUGAAGGGUUUAAAUGAGUUGAGGGAAGAGGGAUCGCUGUAUGAAAAAAGGGAUUUGGAGGAGAGACAUGAACAUGAGGUCUCUGAUGUAGAGGAAGCGAUCCAUUUGAAUCUAAAGGAAAGUGAAAUGAUUAAUCACAGGGUGCAGUUAGAGCAGUUGUCACUAUCAAAAGUUGAUGUACAGACACCUGACUCUAAAGAUGAGGAAAACAGGACACAUGCAGGCAAAGAUGAGGGGGAGAGGAUGAUGGAACCUGAGGUGCAGUGGAAGAAUGACCACAGUCUGGCGGAUGUAGAAGAUGGCGAGGAGAUGACGUGGUAUUUUUUUUGGAGGUAG
Archocentrus centrarchus (flier cichlid) is the source of this 1868-nucleotide messenger RNA. RefSeq names its product zona pellucida sperm-binding protein 3. Bases 30 to 1868 code for a protein of 612 amino acids. Gene Ontology annotation, molecular function: acrosin binding. The record is from RefSeq and is a predicted model, not a curated record. NCBI's taxonomy places the organism in Eukaryota, Metazoa, Chordata, Actinopteri, Cichliformes, Cichlidae. Gene Ontology annotation, cellular component: extracellular matrix. Gene Ontology annotation, biological process: egg coat formation; binding of sperm to zona pellucida; positive regulation of acrosome reaction. The transcript has 8 exons.